AGCCGGCCCUGCCUGCCAGACGCGCAGGCAGGGCUUCGCCAGCCCGGAGGGCACAGCGGCGCGAUGAGGUGCUCGCGCGGGCGCCUGCUUCUGGCCCUGCUCACGGCGCUCGCGCGGCGGGGCGCGGCGGAGCAGCCCCCGCCCGCUGGCCCGGACUGCGAGCCGGGGGAGGUCGAGUUCGAGAUCGUGCGGAUCGAUGGGGAACAGGUGGUCUUCCUCAGGAGGGGCCCUGGCUGCCCAAGCGCGGAGCCCGAGUUUCUGGCCGAGGAGACGACCACCGCCCUCUCCACCACCGAAGUGCCCGAGAGACACGACGCCAGUACCAGCGCCGAGGAGGUCUUCGCCGUUGGCUACGAGGGGGACACGACCACUGGCGGCGGAGACCCAGACCUCCAGGACACCACUGGCGGCGGCGGGGAGGCCGCUGGCGCCGGUGAGGACACCACCGCCGGCGGCGACGAAGGCGCCAGCUCGGGUGAGGACACCACCACCGGCGGCGGCGACGGCGGGGGGGACACCAGCACGGGCGCCCCGCAGGAGGGUGCGGGCGCGGGGGCGGCAGCGCAGUUGGCCCAGCAGGCGGCGGUGGCGGUGGCCUCGGGCGGCUCCCGCGGGGCCGUGGCCAUCGUCGCAGACCGCCGCGAGCAGCGGGCGGGCGGCGCCUCCUCGGUGGGCCUCCGGGGCGCGCCGUCGGUCGCCGUGCCAGUCUGGCUUUGGGCCUCCGGCCUCGCCCUGGGCCUCGGGCUCGUGCUGCUCCUCGCUGGCCCGCUGCGCCGCAGGGCCGCCGGGCCCGCGCCCGGGCCGCGCAGGACGAGUGCCGCCGCGCAGGGCGCCUGCCGCGCCGAGCAGGAGGAGCAGCAGGCGCUGCUCAGCGAGGCGGUGCGCCUUGCGCGCCGGGAGGCGGAGCGCAUGGCGCGCGAGGCCGAGGCGCUGCGCGCGGAGACCGAGGAGGCCGAGGCCGAGGCCAGGCGCGGGGAGGCCCAGGGAGAGGCGGAGGCGGAGGCCGCCGCGCGCGGCGGGGCGGAAGCCGGCGGCGCGCCCCCACGGCCCCGCUACGACGACCACAGGGCGGCGUACUUGCUGGCCGUGGAGGCGGACGGGCGGCGUGGGGGCCAGGAGGAGGCCGACGUCGCACGCAGCGCCCCCGCGGGCGCGGCCGGCGCGCCUGCCAGGCCGCCUGGCAGGAAGGCCUCGUGCAGCCCUUGCGGACGCAGGAAGCCGCGCGCCAGCGAACCGGCCCCGGCCUCGGGGCAGCGCCCGCGGCGUUGA
Prorocentrum cordatum is the source of this 1269-nucleotide messenger RNA. NCBI's taxonomy places the organism in Eukaryota, Dinophyceae, Prorocentrales, Prorocentraceae. The record is from the annotation of a GenBank genome assembly.